AUGUAACCAUGGCUUGGCGAGGUAACUGGCCCUUUAAGGCGCGGCUCAUGAUGUUUUAUCCUCCACGCUCAUCCUGCUUCCUCCAUCACUGCUCGGUUCAUUCAGGCAGCGUCCCACUGAAUAUGACACCUGCAGGCGCAGAUGGAAAACAGCGAACUGCAACGGUCAGCUCAUUAGGACGAUAAUGGAUCAAAUGUGACGACUUCACCCUCCAGUUGGCCUACCUAACACUGUAACUAUGGCAACUUGUCAGAGGGGCUGCGCACCAGCUGUGCGCCUUUGUCAGAGGGUAAACCGACUCAAGACACUUGACGACGACAUGAUGGCCACGUCACUGAAACGCUGUCUCUCCACCCUGGACCUGACGCUGUUGGGCGUUGGCGGCAUGGUGGGCUCUGGGCUCUACGUCCUGACAGGCACAGUGGCUAAAGACAUGGUUGGGCCUGCCGUUAUUAUAUCCUUCAUUUUUGCAGGUAUUGCCUCUUUGUUGGCAGCCUUUUGCUACGCAGAGUUUGGAGCACGAAUUCCCAAAACAGGAUCGGCCUACAUGUUUACUUAUGUCUCUGUGGGAGAGGUGUGGGCCUUUCUGAUUGGUUGGAAUGUGAUUCUGGAGAAUAUGAUUGGUGGCGCCGCUGUGGCGCGAGCAUGGAGUGGAUAUCUGGACUCCAUUUUUAAUCACGCCAUCCAAAACUUUACUGAAACUCAAAUAAUGCGGUGGGACGUUCCCUUCCUCGCCCAUUACCCAGACCUACUUGCUGCAGGAAUUCUGGUGGUUGCCUCUCUUUUUAUUUCCUUCGGAGUUCAAGUGUCCUCAUACCUCAAUCAUAUUUUUUCCACCAUCAGUAUGUGUGUCAUAGCUUUUAUCCUGGUCUUUGGAUUUAUGCUGGCAGAACCAGCAAAUUGGAGUCAAAAGGAAGGAGGCUUUGCGCCUUUUGGAUGGUCUGGAAUCUUGGCUGGCUCCGCCACCUGCUUCUACGCAUUUGUCGGUUUUGAUGUGAUUGCAUCUUCAAGCGAGGAGGCCAAAAAUCCCCAGAAAGCUGUUCCCAUUGCCACAGCAAUAUCCCUUGGACUGGCAGCAGCAGCCUACAUCCUGGUGUCCACAGUGCUCACAUUAAUAGUUCCCUGGCAUACCUUGGAUCCCAACUCAGCCCUGGCAGAUGCCUUUUUCCGCCGAGGUUACAGUUGGGCUGGGGUUAUUGUGGCUGUGGGUUCCAUCUGCGCCAUGAAUACUGUGCUGCUGUGUAAUCUCUUCUCCCUCCCUCGGAUUGUGUACGCAAUGGCAGAAGAUGGAUUGUUCUUCAAAAUCUUUGCACGAGUCAAUCCUAUCACCAAAGUCCCAGUCAAUGCGAUACUGUUUUUUGGAUUCCUGAUGGCCACCAUGGCUCUCAUUUUUGAUCUGGAGGCUUUGGUUCAGUUCUUGUCCAUUGGGACCCUGCUGGCCUACACAUUUGUGGCCGCGAGUGUCAUCGUUCUUCGCUUCCAACCGGAGAAAACCAGCUCCAAAGGGACUUCAUCCACAUCUCCACACCCUAAUGCGGAACCUUCUCCUGCCCCCUCAGAAUGUCAGAACAUAUCAGAGGACAACAGUGAGCUGAAACGAUAUGAGUCCUUCUCUGACAAGCUCCAGUUGGUAGAGAGGCAGAAGACAAGGGAGUGCAGAGGAGUGGGCCAGCUGAGAGCUUACUGGGAACCUUACCUGGGGAAGCUGCUUGGGAACUGUGAGCCCGGCGAGGUGGUGGCCCUUUGUGUGCUGGGUCUGAUCGUGAGCUCGGUGUCCUUUUGUGCUGUGGCGGCUUUCGGAACCAACCAGAUGCAGUUGCCGCAAUGGAGCUUUGCCACUCUGCUGGUGAUUUUCAGCCUUGCUUAUGUUAUUUGCUUGGCACUCAUAUGGGUUCAUGAACCACAGACUAACGCCAAAACAUUCCAGGUACCUGUGGUUCCAUUGAUACCAGGGGCCAGUAUCCUUAUUAAUGUAUUCCUUAUGAUGAAGCUCAGCCCUCUAACCUGGAUUAGGUUCACUGUAUGGAUUGCCAUAGGUCUCUUAGUGUAUUUCGGCUAUGGGAUUUGGCACAGUAAAGAGGGCUUGAGGGAGAUGCAGCCCAAAGACAUGGCUGCCCGGUACGUCGUGCUCCCCAGCGGCAGCCUUGUAGAAACCGUGGAGUCUGUCCAGCCCGAUGGACAAUUGGAUGCCUCAGACCAUCAGGUGAGCCCUUCCACUGCCCUAACAAGUGAGGAAUAUGCCGGAAGGAGAUGAUGUGUAACCAGACAAACUGCCUACUGUCUACUGUCCUUAUCGUUGUUUAUACACUUUGUAUGUCACACCUGACUGGCCUGCUGCUUUCUGUACACAUUGUUCUGCAACUUUAAGCACACCACCAGAUGGGUUGUAAAUCCUCUCUCAUUGUGAAGUUCAUUUGUAUAUCUUGUAUUACUACAAUGCAAAUUAGAGAGCUUUCUUAUGAACCUGCAUCUUUUCUUUUGUCAUGGACUUUAAAUCAAUAUGAGGUCGUUGGUUAUAUUCUGUAUGGUGCUUUUUAUGUGACAACAUUUUGUUAUAUGUCAGCAGGUUUUUGACACAAUUUGUAUGAAGUGGGGAAAUUUAACAUCAAACCAAAAAUAUCAUGUUGAGCAGCAAUUAUGUGUUAAAUAUUUUUAGUCUGUCAGAGAUUUUUCUUAUUUUCCAUAACAUCUUCAUUAGCAGGAUUACAGUCUAAAAGAAUGUGGGUCUUUAUGGUACAUUCCAACAAAGCUGAAUUUAGUGCAGUUAUUUAAUUUCAGAUGAUAAACAGCGUGUUUAUAUUUAUAUUGGAAUUCAAUUUGAUUACUAUUACUAACUUUUGUUCUGUUCAUGAAUUAGUGCUGUUUUAUACCAACACCAACAUUUUCCUGAAAGAGGGACACAUCAGAGCUUCACUUAAUCCCCUAAAUCUCAUCCCAUGACCCUGAUCUCUUUUGUGUCACAAUUAGUAUUUUUCACCCUGCACUGCUAAAUACCACUAAUUUCUCUUCCUACGAACAUACAUAUCAAAGCACAGAGGUUAAUCAGCUUGUUUCAUCUCAUAUAUCAAAACCGAUUUAAGAUACAGUACAAGGCGAGCACAAAUUGACUGAUAUUAAAUGUUUGCAAAGGGAUAUUCCCGGACAUAGUAGGCUGUGCUAAACUGCUUUGUCUAUGUGAGGCCUCUAAUCCAAACAACUGUGCAGCAGUUUGACCUUUGCUACAAAUGUCUCUUUAUAUACAUUCCCACAGUCUAGUAUCAGAUGUGCAUCUACUGUAUUUACAUUUUCACUUCUUGUCUGCUUUUGAAACCGAUGGCCUUAAACAUGCUUGAUUUGUAAAUUUGAAGUGGUCAGAGUGUGCAUGAUCUUUCUACUGUACAAUAGAUUGCAUACUGCAGCUAUAGGUUGGUACAUUUUAUUAUUAUUACAAUGUGCAAACCAAAUCCUGGAAGAGAAUGUAAAAGGUAUGGCUUUGGAUGGAGGCCACAUAUAAUGCACUCUAUUUUAGAAACUGUGUUUUCCACGCUUGUUUUUUGUGUUGCACCCAAAAGCACAGACAUUAUUAUAAUCUUUUCCAAUGGCGUCGCUCCUGGACAUUAGUCUUCAUUUUCCAAUUCUGUCUAUAUGAAAGUGUUGUAUCCUAAAUGUGAAAUAAAUGUUUUGAAGCAGUA
Molecule: messenger RNA, 3671 nt
Organism: Doryrhamphus excisus (bluestripe pipefish)
Lineage: Eukaryota; Metazoa; Chordata; Actinopteri; Syngnathiformes; Syngnathidae
Gene: slc7a4
Product: solute carrier family 7 member 4
Biological process (GO): amino acid transport; transmembrane transport
Cellular component (GO): plasma membrane
Molecular function (GO): amino acid transmembrane transporter activity
Source: RefSeq, a predicted model, not a curated record